Messenger RNA from Triticum turgidum subsp. durum (durum wheat), 384 nucleotides. NCBI's taxonomy places the organism in Eukaryota, Viridiplantae, Streptophyta, Magnoliopsida, Poales, Poaceae. The record is from the annotation of a GenBank genome assembly.
AUGAGCAGGAACGGCGGCAAGGUGUCGAAGCUGGAGAGCCUGCGGCUGAGCCUGUCGAGGGCGCGGGGCGGCGGCGGCGGGCAGUCAUCGACGACGGCGCGGCCGGGCGGCGGCGGCGGGGGCGGGAAUGAUGCAGUCAGCGCGUCCCCGCGGCGGCUGUCGUCGUCUUCGUCGUCCACCGCGUCGCCGCCGAGCUCGUGCGUGUCGUCGGAGGGCAGCCCGGACGCGGCGGCCGGGGCGCCCAUGGUCCUGGCGGGCUGCCCGCGGUGCAUGAUGUACGUGAUGCUGUCCCGGGAGGACCCGCGGUGCCCCCGCUGCCACAGCGCCGUGCUGCUCGACUUCAACGACGACCAGCAGCAGCGCCGCCCGCGCCAGCGCCGGUGA